Molecule: messenger RNA, 2356 nt
Organism: Bubalus bubalis (water buffalo)
Lineage: Eukaryota; Metazoa; Chordata; Mammalia; Artiodactyla; Bovidae
Gene: MZF1
Product: myeloid zinc finger 1
Exons: 5
Coding region: 1-2205 (734 amino acids)
Biological process (GO): regulation of transcription by RNA polymerase II
Molecular function (GO): DNA-binding transcription factor activity; RNA polymerase II cis-regulatory region sequence-specific DNA binding
Source: RefSeq, a predicted model, not a curated record
AUGAGGCCGGCGGCUUUGGGCUCCCCGGGCCGCGCAUCCCUAGAAGGUGAGGGGCCCGUCACGGUGAAGCUGGAGGACUCUGAGGAGGACGAACCCGCUGCCUGGAAUCUGGGCCCAGAGGCAGCAAGGCAGCGCUUCCGGCGCUUCCGCUAUGAGGAGGCCGCGGGGCCUGGCCAGGCGCUGGCCCAGCUCCGGGAGCUCUGCCGCCAGUGGCUGCGGCCCGAGGCGCACUCCAAGGAGCAGAUGCUGGAGCUGCUGGUGCUGGAGCAGUUCCUGGGCGUGCUGCCCCCCGAGAUCCAGGCCCGCGUGCGGGGACAACAGCCAGGCAGCCCUGAGGAGGCCGCGGCCCUGGUGGAGGGCUUCCACCGGGAGCCAGGAGGGCCCCGCAGAUGGGUCACGGUCCAGGUGCAAGGUCAGGAGGUGCUCUCGGAGAGGACGGAGCCCCCCGACUUCCAGGCCCUCCCUCAGCCCACCCCUGAGACUCCAGAACCUGGGCUGGAGAUGCCCCCUGGGGCUACGAAGCAGUCAACACUGGGCCUGCGGGUGAAAGAGGAGUCCGAGGUUACCGAGGAGCCAGAGCCACUGCAUCCUCGGCCUCUAAGCAGCCCGCAGGGGACCCCUUUCACUCUGCUCCCCGACCAGGCCCGGGACUGUGUCGUGGUGCUGGACCAGGCCUCCCCCCAUAGUGAGCCUGGGCCUGAGGUUUCCUCCUGGAGGCAGCACCGUGGGGCCCUGUGGCAGGAGGAAGCUGGGGGCAUCUUCUCCCCAGGGUUUACACUCCAGAUGGACAAUGUCUCUGUGGACCCUGACAUCGUGAGUCCCCACGUCCACCUGCCCUGGGACCUCGGCGAGGCCAGCCUCACAGGCCGACUCGAGUCAGCCUCCCGCGAACGUGGCUUUUCACAAGUGCUAGUGCUCUCCAGCGACCUGGGAGGUGAGCCGGACCCCACGGAGGAUGCCUGCCAGGGCCUGGGCCACGGGCUGGGCGCGGCGAGCUGGCGUGCCCCCAGGGGUCGCAGCCGGGCUCGGGGGCGCCCCGGCACAGGGGCCGGAGCUGAGCGAGGGGGCCGCUGUGACGUGUGCGGGAAGGUGUUCAGCCAGCGCAGCAACGUGCUGCGGCACCAGAAGAUCCACACCGGAGAGCGGCCCUUCGUGUGCAGCGAGUGCGGCCGCAGCUUCAGCCGCAGCUCACACCUGCUGCGCCACCAGCUCACGCACACAGAGGAGCGACCCUUCGUGUGCACCGACUGCGGCCAGGGCUUCGUCCGCAGCGGGCGCCUGGAGGAGCACCGGCGCGUGCACACAGGCGAGCAGCCCUUCCGCUGCGCCGAGUGCGGCCAGAGCUUCCGCCAGCGCUCCAACCUGCUACAGCACCAGCGCAUCCACGGCGACCCGCCGGGCCCCAGCACCGCGCCCCCCGCCCCUCCCAGCGCGCCCGAGCCCCCCGGCCCCUUCCCGUGCAGCGAGUGCCGCCAGAGCUUCGCGCAGCGCGCCGUGCUGUUGGAGCACCAGGCGGUGCACACGGGCGACAAGUGCUUCGGCUGCGCCGAGUGCGGGGAGCGCUUCGGCCGCCGAACGGUGCUGCUGCAGCACCGGCGCGUGCACAGCGGCGAGCGGCCCUUCCGGUGCGCCGAGUGCGGCCAGAGCUUCCGCCAGCGCUCCAACCUCACGCAGCACCGGCGCAUCCACACGGGCGAGCGGCCCUUCACCUGCGCCGAGUGCGGCAAGGCCUUCCGCCAGCGGCCCACGCUCACGCAGCACCUGCGCGUGCACACGGGCGAGAAGCCCUUCGCCUGCCCCGAGUGCGGCCAGCGCUUCAGCCAGCGCCUGAAGCUCACGCGCCACCAGCGGACGCACACGGGCGAGAAGCCCUACCGCUGCCGCGAGUGCGGCCUGGGCUUCACGCAGGUCUCCCGGCUCACCGAGCACCAGCGCAUCCACACGGGCGAGCGGCCCUUCGCCUGCCCCGAGUGCGGCCAGCGCUUCCGGCAGCACGCCAACCUCACGCAGCACCGGCGCAUCCACACGGGCGAGCGGCCGUACGCCUGCCCUGAGUGCGGCAAGGCCUUCCGCCAGCGGCCCACGCUCACACAGCACCUGCGCACCCACCGGCGUGAGAAGGCCUUCGCCUGCCAGGACUGCGGCCGCCGCUUCCACCAGAGCACCAAGCUCAUUCAGCACCAGCGCGUACACAGUGCAGAGUAGCCGGAGCAGGCGGCCCCACCAUUAUCCACCGUUGGGGGCGGGGUGUGUGUGGAACACCUACCUCAUGGGGUUGCAUGAGAUCGCGUGGGUACAAGCCAGCUCUCUUAGGGCCCGGCCCAGUAGGUGCUCAAUAAACAAUGCACAGAUUCUC